Messenger RNA from Acanthosepion pharaonis, 609 nucleotides. NCBI's taxonomy places the organism in Eukaryota, Metazoa, Mollusca, Cephalopoda, Sepiida, Sepiidae. The record is from the annotation of a GenBank genome assembly.
AUGACGCGACUUAGUAUUGCUGCGUCCGCAUCCCUUCAUCUACUACGCUACUUCACGCCUGUAUUUCUUUCUUCCGCUUCCGCCUUCAUUCUUUCUUUCAUUCUUUUUACUUUAUUUCUCUUUCCCUUUCUUUCUUUUUACUUUUACUUUUACUUUCUUUCUUUCUUUUUUCUUUCUUUUUUUCUUUCUUUUUUCUUUUUUCUUUCUUUUUUUCUUUCUUUUUUCUUUCUCUUUUUCUUUCUUUUUUUCGUUCUUCAUUCAUUCUUUUUUUCUUUCUUUCUUUCUUUUUUUCUUUCUCGUUUUUUCCUUCCUUCCAGUUCUUUCUAUCGCGUUCUCGUUUUGUCUCCGCCUCUCCCUGCUAUGUACCAUUUUUCUUCUUCGAUUUCCCGCCAUUUCUUUAUACCUUUCCAUUGUCUUACAUGUUUCUCCUUCCCUCUAUAUGUUCGUUCAGCUGUUAUUAUGAACGUCCUAUGUGCCUUUUAUUACAUUCCCAUUUUCAUACAAACUGCUUUCAUUCUCAAAUCUGUUUCUUUUUCAUUCUGCUAUUCGCAAGUAAUGCCAUUACCGUCGUCUUUUAUGGACUCCCAAUUGAUUGGAACACUUCUAUGA